This is a messenger RNA of Melospiza melodia melodia, 1718 nucleotides long. Its product is annotated as CYFIP-related Rac1 interactor A-like. The record is from RefSeq and is a predicted model, not a curated record. Gene Ontology annotation, molecular function: small GTPase binding. Gene Ontology annotation, biological process: regulation of actin filament polymerization. Lineage: Eukaryota; Metazoa; Chordata; Aves; Passeriformes; Passerellidae. The transcript has 12 exons. The coding region runs from base 209 to 1180 and encodes 323 amino acids.
GCAGGGCGGCUCACGCACACACGGGCGGGCGCCUCGUCCCGCACCCCGCGCUCCGCAGCAUCCCCGCGCUCCCGACCGCCGCCUGCCCACGCCGCGGGCUGCCACGGGCACGCUCCUUGCUGGCCCAUGAAGUGACCCGGGCGGGUGGCACAGCCCCUGCUCCUGCCGUAGCCACCGCUGCCACACCAGGCACUGAGGUCUGCUGGCCAUGGGCAACCUGAUAAAGGUAUUGGGCAAAGAUUUAGAAAACUGUCCUCAUUUUUUCCUGGAUUUUGAAAAUGCGCAGCCCACGGAGGCCGAGACGGCGGUGUGGAACCAGGUGAACGCCGUGCUGGAGGAGGCGCAGACCAUCCUGGCCGAGCUGCAGAGCUACACGGGCGCCGGGCAGGAGAUCCGAGAGGCCAUCCAGAACCCCGGGGACCUGAGGCUGCAGGAGCGCGCCUGGAGCGCCGUGUGCCCCCUGGUCGCCAAGCUGAAACGCUUCUACGAGUUCUCCCUGCGCCUGGAGAACGCCCUGCGGAGCCUGCUGGAGGCCCUCACCAGCCCGCCCUACGCCCCGACCCAGCACCUGGAGCGGGAGCAGGCCCUGGCCAAGCAGUUCGCCGAGAUCCUGCACUUCACCCUCAGCUUCGACGAGCUCAAGAUGACCAACCCCGCCAUCCAGAACGACUUCAGCUACUACAGACGGACCAUCAGCCGGAACCGCAUCAACAACCUGCAGCUGGAUGCAGAGAGCGAGGUGAACAACGAGAUGGCCAACAGGAUGUCCCUGUUCUACGCCGAGGCCACCCCCAUGCUGAAAACCCUCAGCAACGCCACCACCAAGUUCGUGUCAGAGAACAAGACCCUCCCCAUCGAGGACACGACCGACUGCCUGAGCACCAUGGCCUGCGUGUGCAGGGUGAUGCUGGAGACGCCGGAGUACCGGAGCCGCUUCACCAACACCGAGACGCUGCUCUUCUGCAUGAGGGUGAUGGUCGGCGUCAUCAUCCUCUACGACCACGUGCACCCCGUGGGGGCCUUCGCCAAGACCUCCAAGAUUGAUAUGAAAGGCUGCAUUAAAGUCCUGAAGGACCAACCCUCAACCAGCACCGAGGGGCUCCUGAACGCUCUGAGGUACACCACUCGGCACCUCAACGACGACACCACGUCCAAACAGAUCCGGGCCCUGCUGCAGUGAGGGCGGCGUGGCCACCGGGGCCGCAGUCACCGUGUCACCCAUGACCAUACAGCUCAUUUUGUACAGAGGGAAAAGGGACAGCGAGGAACGCGCAGAAACGCUGAAAACAAAUCAAAUCGGGCCCGGGCUCCUGCCCCCCUCCCCAAGCCCUUCCCAGCCCCAAAUCAGCACCUGCUCCUGGACACGAGGUGUGGGUGACACCAUGGGUGGCACCGUGGGGACACGGGACAGGGGCCAGGCAGGAGAGACCCGGGCAAGGGAAUGCUGGUGGGGCUGGCAGCAGGGUGCCCAUGGCACGGGGGCACCUUGGGCAGGGGGCAGCUGGUGCCCCUGUCCCCAUGCUGGUCCCCAAGAGGAGGAGGAGGGAGAGGAUGAAGAGGAAGAAGUAUCCCUGUGGAUCUGCACUGACUCUGGAGGAAACGGCUCAGUCUCACCUGGUAGAUUUUUAAUAUGAGCAAUUAAACCCACACUCACCUCUUCUUUUCUACAUUUUUUUUUUUUUUUUUGGGGUGUGAAAUAAAAUUACAUUUAAUCUGUU